GUAUGUACGCUAGGACGAAGAGUAAAUAAUGUGGCUAACGACACCUAUUACACAGCAAUACUUACACGUGGCCCGAUUGUCCUGAAGUAUCCUAUAACCCUGGAAUUCCCAGUGUUAUGGGAAUCCCCAGUGAAAUCCCAGUGAGCCACAGCUGGGACACGAUGCACCGCAGCUGUCAAUCAACUCUACAGGAAGAAUCAGGAAAUUCAAAGUUUCAUCCUCCUCCUCCUCCUUCCUCUGCUGUGCGGUGUGUGGUGGAUCAUUUAAAGGAAUCAGACAGAGGAAGGGGACAGGAUCGAUCACAUGAUGACCAACACACACAUCCACACACACUCCUCGGAUCUAUAGCUCAGACCUGGGUUUAGUGAGUCUGCCUCAGGCCCGGGACUGACGGAGCGACAUGGAGCGCAGCUGCCAGGACUGGAUGUCAGCUUUACCCGAGGAGCUGUGGGACGUUCCUCUGACUGACCUGGCCAUACCUGGGAGCCACGAUGCCAUGAGUUACUGCCUGGACUACAACUCCCCCCUGGUCCCAUCUGAAUCAGACUUCUUCAGACUCCUGGAUCGACUUUUCUCCUGUUUUACCAGACCUGCCAUAUUUAAGUGGGCUACAACACAGGACAGAAGCGUUGAGGAGCAGCUUUCGAUGGGGAUUCGCUUCUUUGAUCUUCGCAUUGCACACAAGCCCAAUGACCCAUCCAGCGACCUCUACUUCACACAUGUCAUAUACACACACCUAACAGUUGUGGAAACACUGUCAUCCAUCGCCACCUGGCUGGAGUCUCACCCAAAGGAGAUUGUUAUUCUUGCUUGCAGCCAUUUUGAAGGAAUCGGCGAUAAACUCCAUAUAUCAUUCAUUUCCUCCCUGAAGAAGCUGUUUGGAUCAAAACUCUGCCCCCGGAAGGAAUCAGACCUGACCUUGCGGAGUUUGUGGGCAUCUGGUUACCAGGUCAUCCUGUCUUACGAGUCCCAGGCUGCAGCGAGAUAUCAGGAGCUGUGGCCUGCCAUCCCUUACUUAUGGGCCAACAAGCAGACAGCACAGGGAGUGAUCAGUUACCUGGACUGGAACAAAGACCUGGGACGUCCAGAGGGCUUCUUCGUCUCUGGCCUGAACCUCACAGCUGAUCGGUGUUACAUCACCAAGAACCCGAAGCAAUCUUUGCGGACGCUGACUUUCAGUAACUGGGAAUGUUUGAGGAGAUGGCUGGAGGAGCAGGUACCUGGGUCAGACCCCAAGAGCCUCAACAUCAUCGCAGGCGACUUUGUGGGUCCACUGCCGCUCUGCUCUCUGGUCAUCGGACUGAACAAAAAGCUGCUACGGAAGAGUGCCGUCAGCUAAAAGAACAUUUUUACUCCAUGGAAACUGAUCCCAAAAAAAAAAAACUACUGUAUACCUCAUUUU
Messenger RNA from Epinephelus fuscoguttatus (brown-marbled grouper), 1402 nucleotides. It is a transcript of the gene plcxd1.2, whose product is annotated as PI-PLC X domain-containing protein 1. Gene Ontology annotation, molecular function: phosphoric diester hydrolase activity. Lineage: Eukaryota; Metazoa; Chordata; Actinopteri; Perciformes; Serranidae. Bases 401 to 1339 code for a protein of 312 amino acids. The record is from RefSeq and is a predicted model, not a curated record. The transcript has 6 exons. Gene Ontology annotation, biological process: lipid metabolic process.